UCACGUGACUACCACUGCCUCGCCCCCACCGCCUUCCCCUCCCAGGCCCGGCGAGUACUGGCGUGCAGCGGAGGCUCCCGGCUCGGUGGACUAACUGGAGCACGGUCGCCGCAGCCGCCUAGGCCGGUGCCCCAUCCCGCUCUGGAAAGGAAGAGAAAUGGAAGUGAAAAAGUUGAGCAUUUCCUGGCAGUUCUUGAUAGUUCUGGUUCUGAUCCUGCAAAUUCUGUCUGCGUUGGAUUUUGACCCAUACAGAGUCCUAGGGGUCAGCCGAACAGCCAGUCAGGCCGAUAUUAAAAAGGCUUAUAAGAAGCUCGCCCGGGAAUGGCAUCCUGACAAAAACAAAGACCCUGGAGCAGAAGACAAGUUCAUUCAGAUUAGCAAGGCUUACGAGAUUCUUUCCAAUGAAGAGAAGAGAUCAAAUUAUGAUCAUUAUGGAGAUGCCGGAGAGAACCAGGGCUACCAGAAGCAGCAGCAGCGAGAAUAUCGCUUCCGCCAUUUCCAUGAAAAUUUUUAUUUUGAUGAAUCUUUUUUUCACUUCCCUUUUAAUUCUGAGCGGCGGGACUCAAUUGAUGAAAAGUAUUUAUUGCACUUUUCACAUUACGUGAAUGAAGUGGUUCCAGAUAGCUUCAAGAAACCCUACCUCAUCAAGAUCACCUCAGACUGGUGCUUCAGCUGUAUCCACAUCGAGCCCGUUUGGAAAGAAGUCGUUCAAGAACUGGAAGGUUUGGGCGUAGGAAUCGGCGUGGUGCACGCUGGGUAUGAGAGACGCCUGGCUCAUCACCUGGGAGCACACAGCACCCCCUCCAUCCUGGGAAUCAUAAACGGCAAGAUUUCCUUCUUCCAUAACGCAGUUGUCCGUGAGAACCUCCGGCAGUUUGUGGAGAGUCUUCUUCCGGGAAACUUGGUGGAGAAAGUUACAAGUAAAAAUUAUGUCCGAUUCCUCUCUGGCUGGCAGCAGGAGAAUAAACCACACGUCCUUCUGUUUGACCAAAUGCCCGUUGUCCCACUGUUGUACAAGUUGACCGCUUUUGCAUACAAAGACUAUUUGUCGUUUGGAUAUGUGUGCGUGGGCUUGAGAGGGGCGGAAGAGAUGACGCGGCAGUACAACGUCAACGUCUACACCCCCACCCUGCUGAUCUUCAAAGAGCACGCAGACAAGCCCGCCGAUGGUCUCCAGGCCCGAGGUAUGAAGAAGCAAGCCAUUGAUGACUUCAUCACCCAGAACAAGUACCUACUGGCAGCCAGGCUCACCAGCCAGAAGCUGUUCCAUGAACUCUGCCCCGUGAAACGGUCUCACCGACAGAGGAAGUACUGUGUGGUUUUAAUCACGGCCGAGGCUGCCAAGUCAAGUAAACCCUUUGAGGCCUUCCUGUCCUUUGCCCUGGCAAACACCCAGGACACGGUUAGGUUCGUGCAUGUCUAUAGCAAUCGGCAGCCGGACUUUGCCAGCACCUUUCUUCCUGAUGGUGACGGCCUGCAGGGAAAGGCAGUGGUGUCUAUCUUAGAACGGCGCAACACUGCAGGAAGGGUGGUCUAUAAAACCCUGGAGGACCCCUGGACGGGGAGUGAGAGCGAUAAAUUCAUCCUUUUGGGUUAUCUCAACCAGCUGCGGAAAGACCCAGCGCUUCUGUCCUCAGAGGCUGUGCUCCCCGACUUAACCGAUGAACUCGCCCCUAUUUUUCUCCUCCGCUGGCUCUACUCAGCUUCUGGCUACAUCUCAGACUGCUGGGAUAGCGUGUUUCACAACAACUGGAGGGAAAUGAUGCCUCUGCUGUCCCUGGUCUUCUCUGCGCUCUUCAUCCUCUUCGGCACCGUCAUCGUGCAGGCGUUCAGUGACUCAAAUGAUGAGCGAGAGUCAAACCCUCCAGAUAAAGAAGAAGCCCACGAGAAGGCCGGGAAGACUGAGCCAAGCUUCACCAAAGACAGCAGCAGCAAGAUUCCUAAAAAAGGCUUCGUCGAGGUGACUGAACUCACAGAUGUCACAUAUACCAGUAACUUGGUGCGCCUGAGGCCAGGCCACAUGAACGUGGUCCUCAUCCUGUCGAACUCCACCAAGACCAGCCUCUUACAGAAAUUUGCUCUGGAGGUCUACACAUUCACUGGGAGCAGCUGCCUGCACUUCUCCUUCCUGAGUCUCGACAAACACAGAGAAUGGCUGGAAUACUUACUGGAAUUCGCGCAGGAUGCCGCCCCCAUCCCGAACCAGUAUGAUAAGCAUUUCAUGGAACGAGACUACACUGGCUAUGUGCUGGCUCUGAAUGGCCACAAGAAAUACUUCUGCCUCUUCAAGCCCCAAAAAACAGUGGAAGAGGAGGAAGCCAUGGGGUCGUGCGGCGGGCUUGACUCUUCCCUCCAUCUGGGGGAAUCUCGGGGGAAAUCCUCCUGUGGCCUCGGAUCCAGGCCUAUCAAAGGGAAACUGAGCAGGCUGUCCUUAUGGAUGGAGCGCCUGUUGGAAGGCUCCCUACAGAGGUUUUACAUCCCAUCGUGGCCUGCACUAGACUGAGAGGGUUUCCAACAGAGACUUGAACUCUUCAGCCUUUUUAACGGGUCCCUGUGAACAGGUAUUUUCAGGACUCAAACUAUCACAGCAGACAGAGUAUAGAUUUUAGAUCAUUCUUCUAGAACAAUGGCUAGAAGAAUCUUCCUUUGUCCUGUUCUAACCUAGGAGUGAACACCACCACAGAUUGAAUUCCCUAGAUGAAAAUAUUUUCCUUUGGAGUUCUUUUGUUUCUGCCCUGAUUUGAAUGCCGCACUAUUUAAGCUAGGCUGCUCAUUCCCUCCUCCUUGGUUGCCCCUGUCACGUGCUCACACCCCCCAUCCCAUCUCUGCUGGGGAAGCAGCACAGGGCUCAGUCUCGUAGCAGUACCUGGAUGGACCCUUACAGGCUGGAGUGCUGGUCCCCCUGCACCCCCACCUGGUCCCGCAGUGCUUCUGCCACGUGCAUGCCGUCCCCACGGAACCACCCAGCAGCUUCCGGGCCCUGCAUCUUGGAAAGGGCCUCGUUCCAAGUGAUCUUACGUGUGAAGGUGUUUCCGGUAGCAGGUAGCUCAGAGUCUAUCUUGGGAGUCUCCCAUGACAGUUGGUCAGCCACCGUUUUAAAAGGAUCAGGGUGAGUGGGCGUUCUGCACGUGAGAUUUCUUCCCUAGAGAAGUGGGGGAGAGCUGGGGUGACCGAGGGACCCCCUCGGUGAGCCUCUCCUCGGCUGCCUCUCCAGCGUGAAACCGCGCCAGGAAGGGCUCGGCAGGCAAGAAGUACUGUAUCAACUUUGAGCCAUUUCUGUGUAUGUCUUCAGAUGCCUUUCUGCUUCUGUCAACUUUAGGGUAAGGAUAUUAGGAGCCAUAAUUUGUAAUCCUGUUUUUUGAGCGUAGAGAUAAGCUGCUCUAAGCCAGUAGACGUUCAACUAAAGACACGCUCUUCCCACCCGCCGUGAGCAGCUCUUCACUCCAUGUCACGUUAGUAAAACACCAGACGUGUCUCUGUAUCAAGGAACUUAAAAUGUCUCAACAAUUGUAUUUUGAGCACUAUUACCCCCAAGUUCUAUAUCUUCAAGUCCUCUUUGUGACAAGUGAACCAAGACUUGUUCUGGACUCCUGUUUUGCAAAAGGCUUGCUCGAGCUUCUGGCCUCUAUUUGAUGUCUCCUCUGAAUUGUUUUCACCCUUAACUUACAGCCGCUUCGCCAGUGACAGAGUCAGACCUGUCAGCUGCACCCCAGCUUGCUGAGCUACCUGGACUCCAGGCCGGAUCAGACCAGCCAGUUAGAGAGUUUCCCUUUUCUCUUUUGGGCAAAACAGCCCCAUGGAGUUUGGGCGACAUUAGGAGGAGUCUGUGCAAACAUCAAAGCAGACCCGCCUUGUGUCAAGUGAAGCGUCAAAAUGGGACUUGUAUACUAAGUAUUUCUUUAACCAUGGUUGCUUUAAUCUAAGCCAUUUGGAUCCUGAAUAACUUAAAUAGUGAACUAGAGUACAUCAUAAAUUAUUGGAGGCCAGGAAUUUCACAGAGUUUGUAGUUUUAUUUUAAAAAUAAAGAAAUCAUGCCAGGCUUCAUUUUUCCACAGGCUCCUCUAAAAAUGAACGCCUUCUCUGAUUGCCAUGCUUCAUGGCCAUGCUUCAUGCCCGGCCCAGUUAGAAGUGAUCAAGGAUUCCCACUGACUCCUUGAGGUACCAGUCCUCACAACUGUUUUCUGGACCUGUCAUGGCCAGGUUGCUUUUAUGAUAGUGUUUUUGGUUCAGUGGUAGGUUUUAUUUUUAAUUUCUGGUACAAAUGGAAUUCCCAACACUAAUUUCUGAAAACCAAAAACUCCCCAGAGUUGUUCAUUUGUUUAAAAAUGUAUCGUUCAAAUAAAAAGUCCCUUCAGACAGUGUACCUCCCAAUGUACUAAGAAAGGAAAAUGAUAGUAAGAUUGAAAGCAUUCCUGGUAAACAUUUUGGCCCUAAAGUUCUUGUGCAGAUCAUUUGGGGGGCUGGUAGAUCUGUCCCCAAGUGGACACUAGAGAGCUUUCAUUUUAAAUCAGAUUUUGUUUGAAAUCAAAUCAAGAUCACCCAGCCCUUUCCCCCUGAAUGUUGUUCCCAUGAAUUCGUUUAUCUUUUACUUUUGUGUCAAACAUAUAAGCCCUUGUCACGUUCAGCCAAUGUCGCCACCACCUGUCCUGCAUGUAAUCACAGACCUGAUUUCGGUUUUAACUUCCUAGUGUUUGAAUACCCUGAAACUGACUGCGUCCCUGUUCGCAGAGGCGGACUUUGCUGGUCGGUACAGGCGAGGCAUCAUGUUUAGCAGAUGGGGAGCGAAGACUAACUUAAAACGAUUCUCUGUAAGAGACUCACCCAUGUAAAAAAGAUUUCUCACGGCCAGGUGUUGGCACAAUCUGUGAAUGCUGAAGUCGCUGCCCCACCUCAGCAGCGUGUCAGUGACAAGACCGCCCAGCCUCUGCCAGGUCACGCCACCAUCACCUGAUGACCAAGAAAACUUGGUGAUGGUUUUUAAAUAAGAGGUUGAUUUCCUCCUCACUCAGUAUAUUGAAAUGUUUUCCUGAUAGAUAAAAGAUCAUGAGCUGAAGGUGUUUUAAGUGGUUUGCUUUGGGAAGGACAUUCGUUUUGGGUUGUUUUUUUUUGUUUGUUUUUUUUUUUUUUGAAUAAAAUUCUCUAAAAGCAGGUGCACAGCAUCCUUACAGAUGAAAUGUUGCUCAGGCUCAUACACCUGACAUCAUCCCUUGAAAACAGAGGCAGCAGAGCAGCUGCUGAAUCUCUUUGUUCAGUUUGUCAAGGAGGGGGAUUGUGUUUUCAAGAUUGAUGUGAAAAGAAGGUGAAUAUUUUGCACUUUUGAUACUCUUAAGAACAAAUAACCUAUUUGGCAAAUGGUGUCUUUUUUAUGUUGUUUUGUUUUGUAUUGUGAACAGGCACUGAAGCUGAUGUUAUUUUAAGAUUAUUACAGACUGGAAACAGAAAUAAACUAUUUUAAUGUGUGAUGAUUAUGGGUAGCUUUUGCGUUUCAAGACAAGGAUUUGAUCACGGGCGCAGCUACAGAAUUGAAUUUGCAUGUAACUCAACACAUGCUUAAGAUCAGUGCAUCUUAACUGCAGAUUUCAGGAACUGCCAUCAUGGAGGCUGUAUCAGCUGGAAGAGGAGGCGAGGGGGCAGGCGGUUAAGGAGGCGUCCCUGAGGGUCUGCUGAGUCCCUGGUGUCUGGUUUAGAAAACAAUUCAUGCACCUCCCUGGGCUUUUGAGGGGGGAGUUGACUAGGAACCGUGUGUUAUUCUGUCCCAAGCUUUGUGUUUAUGUUCACCACGGCCUAAAAUCAGGACGCGGCCCUGAGUGUCCAGAGGAGGAGCCCCAGAAAUAAGGAAUGUUUGUACAGUGUUAUAGGUUUUUACAAGGUCGUUCCUCCAGUGUGUGGAUAACCUUGAGCUAAAUUCUCCAUCCCUUUCCCUUCCAUCCCCCAACAUUUUCACCAGAGGGGAAAAGCCAAAACAGCCCAAGUGGUGCUUUUUUUUUUUAAUCCCUGCUCCUUAGAAGUACGUGCUGUUUGGAUUAGCGUUCCUCUGGAUGCCCUGAUAUCAGCCACCAACGACAUUUGGAGCAAAAGUUUUAUUGGCAUAAACUCUUGAGGAUUCAGCUGCUUGCUCAUAACUUCUUUCCAGAGAACUUGUCCUUGACACAAGCUGGUGUUUUAUCCUGGAGGACACCAGCUCAGACGGUUUUCACCUUGGGGAGAGCACACAGCAUCUCAAACAGCAGGUUGGCCGCCACGAGGGCCGUGUUGCCUGCAAAGAGGGAAAACC
Molecule: messenger RNA, 6274 nt
Organism: Talpa occidentalis (Iberian mole)
Lineage: Eukaryota; Metazoa; Chordata; Mammalia; Eulipotyphla; Talpidae
Gene: DNAJC16
Product: DnaJ heat shock protein family (Hsp40) member C16
Exons: 15
Coding region: 158-2503 (781 amino acids)
Source: RefSeq, a predicted model, not a curated record